This is a messenger RNA of Cephus cinctus (wheat stem sawfly), 1498 nucleotides long. RefSeq names its product cytochrome b5. Bases 283 to 657 code for a protein of 124 amino acids. The record is from RefSeq and is a predicted model, not a curated record. Lineage: Eukaryota; Metazoa; Arthropoda; Insecta; Hymenoptera; Cephidae. Gene Ontology annotation, molecular function: heme binding. Gene Ontology annotation, cellular component: intracellular membrane-bounded organelle; membrane. The transcript is spliced from 4 exons.
AAACAAAAAAAAACUAUGCGCAAGAAAAGUUGAGAGUCAGCGCUACACGUGUUGGACUGUCAGGCUGCAAACCGAAUUUCGUGGAAGUGAUGGAGGCGAAGACAUAACACGGCAGAGGUGGGGAUGACGGAGCGAGAGUCUUGGGCCGACACGGGCGAGCUGAGGCUUUCAGUGCCUUCACGGCCGCAGGAGGUGUCAGGUCGGUGUUUUCGUUUCGCGUCGAGAUAUGCCGACAAACUUAUACCGACUGAGCGAGCUGAAUAGCCAUGACAAUCGGAAGUCAUGCUGGAUCGUUAUUCACUCGAAGGUCUACGACGUUACGAAAUAUGUGGACGAGGUAAGUUCUGGCGUAUCUCCUCAUUGGAGGCAGCCAUAAGGAAAGGAAGGAAAAACGAGCAUCCUGGCGGCCCGGCGGAGAUUCUGAACGUGGCUGGUAAAGAUGCCACUGAGGAAUUCGAAGAGGUUGGCCAUUCCGACGAGGCCAGAAAUAUUCUGACGAGGAUGCUGAUUGGGGCACUACAUCCAGAUGACGUCGCGGCGAUUGCCAGGGAGAGGCGAAACGAAAGGCGUGAAUUUUGGUUCAAGGUUGCAGCAAUAUCCGCUGUACCUAUAGCUGUCGGUGUGGUGACAGCAGUGAUACUGUGGAGAGGAAAAUGAAAUACGUUUUUUCGAAAAAUACAGGACAAAUACAUAUAUAUAUAUAUAUAAAUCUAUCACGCAUUUAUACUUUUGCAUCAUUGCAAGUGAUGCUGUAGGUUUUUCGGGAAAGCGAAAACCGUGCUAAUGUUUUUUUUUGGCAAAAUUCAAAACACCCAGCCAUAUGUAUGCACGUGUGCACAAACAAAAUUCCAGUAACGUGAAUGUUCAGUCUUCAUUUCCUUGAUCAAAUAUUUUCAAUAAGAAUCAGGAUUAUUUGUAUAAAAUCAGUAUUAUUCAAAUUGUUUUCCAAGUACAUUGCCAGAAUCACGUUGAAUUGUGUAACAUGAUAAUAACUUAUUUUAAUUAAUUACUAUUAGCGCUGACUGUCGUGCCAAUGUCCAAUUACAUUUAUAAAAUCUAAAUGAGUUUUUGAAUAAAUGACAGACCGUAUUUCACCAUAAAUAAGAAACACAUACACCAUAAAUAUAUAUUGCUAGUUAUUAAAAUUUAUGUACAAGGAAAAAAGUUAUUUACAAUGUAAAUGUCAAUAAGUGACAAUACAUUGUAGCAAAUUUAUCAAAGAAACAAGUCAACUUGUUUUAAAAUUUCAAUAAGUUUUACAAAUUCUCCACCGUGUGACAGUUUGAUGUCGAAAAAAAUUCUUUUUAAUAUUACUUCAAUAACAACCAAAGAUCAUUAGGUUAUCGCAUUUCUGUGCUCUCUCGUAUCUGUACUGCAUAAAUUAACAAAAACGCGACAAAAAAAGCCAAGGCUGAUUUACAUGUUAUCCAUCGUGCGGAAUUUCAUUUCCAAUAAAUAAAAGUGCCACCCAGACCAAAUUGCACAAAACCACAGCAUA